UUCGGAUGCCAUUUUGUUGCAAUUCAGACGGAGACGGAGAAGGAAGUGUAGGAAGAACCAUCUCGCUGUAAAGCGUUCGUGGGUUUCCAACUUGUUGACAUAUCGUUAACAUUUUUUUUUUCACCCAGAGCUGUUAAGCAUUGGGCCGUAAACCUUUUGACGAAAGGCUUUUACCAUCAAAGCCUGAGGAAGUCGUUGCUGACUUCUGAGCACCGUGAGUCGAGGUGAAUUGAUGUUCAGCUCGUCUGCACGAAAAAACACCGCUCAUUGGCACAUGAACACGUCAGAUCUUGCUGGACAUAAACGUGCAGCGAGAAGUAGAAUUAUUACUACUUCGAGGACCUGGAGCCCAGUUGGUGAAGAGAAGUUAAGAAUUGAAAAUACCCACGUACUCAACUCUCUGACAACAAAGAGGUGACCGAGUGAGACAUGGGAGGUGGCGAGAGAUACAACAUUCCAGUUACGCACCCGGAGCGCCCUGUGCCCAAGAAGAACCACCAGCUCGGCCGGGGCAAGCAGAGGAGCCGUGAUCAGAAUGGUGUGCCUGUGAUAACAUCCACCGGCUACCCGAGCGGGUAUCACCACCACAUCCACCGCAGGGUGGAGAAAGGCACUGGCUUCCCCUGGUCUCCCGAAACGCGGCAGGCCGCGUCGGCAGAGAAGAAGAAGAAUGCCACUGUCCGAUUUGCCACCACCCACGACCAGAACUUGGAGGGCGCCAUGUCCCACCUGAACAGUUUGCUGGCGUCUCAGUGCAACCAGAACUACGCUGGGGCGAAGUUCAGCGAACCGCCCUGCCCCAGUGUUCUGCCCAGGCCCCCAAGCCACUGGGUGGCCCUUCCCAUGGGCCCCUGUGACGGCCGCGAGAUGAUGGCCUUCCAGCUGAAGAGCCUCCUCAAGGUUCAGGCCUAAGCAGACCCCAUAGCCCCCACUCCGAUACCAAUCUCAGGGCUCCACUUGGGUCCCCUGCCCCUCCUGCAACACAGCAGCACUGUAAUGCAUUUUUAGACCUAUUUUUAGAUUUGAGGUAUUGCAGGGUGACUGGCAUUUCAACAGAUAUGCCUCUGUGAGCUGUCACUCGCCCUUUUAAAUUUUGAUUUUUUAAAGCUAACCCAAACUGAGGUGUUACAGCAUUGCAGUCUUACAAGAGGGAGUGGGGAAUGUCUAAAUGGGGCUCGUUUCUGUGAUUAACGAUGAACUGGAUAUCCUUUCCUGUGGCUUUGUUCUUUUGUUUUGCUCUUUUUACUUUGGCCGUUAUUCUUCUCAAUCAGUUUUUCUCCCCCCCCCCCCUUCUUCCCCUUUGGGAAGCCUACUGCACAAACGAUCCCUCCCAACAGUCAACCUUUGUGGAAGACAGCUUUCCAUACAACCUUUAGCUUGUUAGUUUAACUCAACAUGAGGCAUUUUAUUUUGGUCUCUCACAGACCUCUGUUAAGGCACUUCUGCGUUUUUAGUGUCAUUCUAGUGAAGCAUUCCCGAACUCUGUCUUCAUUUCAACUCUUGCUGUCGCUGGGAAGUUAAAGCCACUUUGUUCUGCAGGGAGACACGAGCUUUGUGAGUGGAGAGAUGUAGCUUUAGUGAGUGCAAGUCACAUGUGAACACAGCCUCAAAACAACCUUAAGACGAGACAAUGGCACACUGACCUUGUACUGUGCAAACAACUCCUCUUUUCUUUUCUUUUUGUACAGCGCUGUGCGCUCUGCACUAUAGGAGUUGGAACUGUACAAGGUCUGCAACAGCUUACACGGUAGCCAAUUUCCUUUGAAUCCAUUUCUCUCGUGCGGUCGUUGUGUGCCGUAGUAGUUUUCUCUUUGCCAUUUUUGGGGGUAAACCAAAGCAGUGGCAUUAAUCCCCCCCCCCCCCCCCCCCCCCAAUCUGUUUAUUUUCCCCUUGUUUCUGCCAAAUGGGUGUGGUCACAAGUGCCAUAUAGGCCACAUCCAGGCAGCCCACCUUGGGAACUGUUCUCCUGUGUCCUCUUUUGUUGAAAUGCAAUCAGUGCCGUUACUUCCUUUCCCCCCCCUCCUCCAGCCUCUUCUGAGUCUCCACACAUCAUGCCACGCGGAAGAGGGCUCAGGUGUCAGUUCUAUGCUGAUGCAUGGCCCUGUUGGCCUUUUUUCUUUUCUUUUAUUUCUUUAUUACUUUAGUGGAGACUUUGAAGCUAAAGCAGAGGAGCAAGGAAGGUAGGGGGGAGGCAGAACCUGGCACAAGAAGGCUUCAGACGUAGGGUGUGUUUAGUGUGGGUAUGUUGUUUACAUGUAGAAUACUGAAGGUCACUAGGGUGACUCCUGCAAGCGAUAUCCCAAGGAAUUACUCACUGCCCCCCCACACCCCCACAAAAAAUGGUGUUGCACUGCUGUUGUAUACUGUGUCUUAGAGGUUCCAGGCCCAGGCUGCCUUUCACGGCAGUGGGUACGAAAUCUGCCGUCUCUUAAGUGCGUGUGUGAGAGAGAGAGAGAGAGAAAGAGUGAGUGAGAGUGUGUGUGUGUGGGUGUGUUUUUGCGAGGCGCACUUUUGGAUGAGGUUGUUCUCCAUCUCUUUGCAGAACGGGAAAAGUUUAAUGGCCAUCUUAAAGAUGACAAAACAAAGCAAUUACAGCUCGUCAGAUAUGUUAUAGUAAAAGAGCCAUGUAUAUAAUGAAAUGUAUAAAACUGUAGCAUAUGUACAUUUAUGCAGGAUCAUUUUAACCUGCUGAUAAAGUAUUUUUAGUAACAACACUGAAUGUAAGAGUCAUGCAAAGGACAUGGCUUGAUUUAAAAAAAGAAAAUGCUGAAUAUUUUUGUUAAAAAAAAAAGAAAAUAUUUGCCUAUAGCACGUGUCAAUACCCCUGCACUGUCAGAUGUUGCCAGUGCUCUUGCACAUGUUUGUUUCUUAUAUUUUUAAUUUUGUAUAAUGAACAGUGUAGGGAGAAAAAUAAGCUUUAAGUUCAAACGUGUUAAAAAAAUUGACCCUAGAAACAGAUUGUUACAUGUAUGACAUUUCUUUUUUUUGUGAACCUGAUGAAGUUGUGUGUUUUUUUUUUUUUUAAAAAGCCAUUUAUUUGAAUAUCAUUGUUAGCUGUCAAUUUCAAACCAUACUUUUGUAGACAUUGAAAUCCAUCAAAAUUGUUACCAUGUUCUGUUUAUAACCUUUCCACCUGAUGCCUUGUUUUCUCCAUCAUUGUUUAAUUGAGUCACUUGUUUAUCUGCCAUUCUUCCGCUGGCAGAUAACUGACCCCAAGUUUAUCAUUUUUUUUUUCUCCCCUAUUUUUAUUUUUGAACUUUGUAUUUGAAUUUGUUUUGUUUUUAUUGCCCUCUGAUCCCCAAAGAAUGUUCAUACAUGUAAUAAUCUCUUUCGUCCAAAUUUGUAACUCUUCUGUAAGUUACCUGUUACCAAUUGGCUUUGAAUUUUGUCCCACUUGAUCUUGUCACCAUAUGAGUUGAAAUGCCCAACUAAAUUUGAUCUUUGAAAAAAAACUAAACCAAAAAAGAGCACUAUUUUAAAUUCGGCUAAAUUUGAAAAAAAAAAAAAAAAAUGUUUAAUAAAACCCAUUCCCUUCCCCCCCAA
Molecule: messenger RNA, 3543 nt
Organism: Clupea harengus (Atlantic herring)
Lineage: Eukaryota; Metazoa; Chordata; Actinopteri; Clupeiformes; Clupeidae
Gene: pnrc2
Product: proline-rich nuclear receptor coactivator 2
Source: RefSeq, a predicted model, not a curated record